Molecule: messenger RNA, 3479 nt
Organism: Amborella trichopoda
Lineage: Eukaryota; Viridiplantae; Streptophyta; Magnoliopsida; Amborellales; Amborellaceae
Product: cysteine-rich receptor-like protein kinase 2
Biological process (GO): protein phosphorylation
Molecular function (GO): ATP binding; protein kinase activity
Source: RefSeq, a predicted model, not a curated record
GUUUUCAAUUCCAGAAAAAAGAAACAAUUCUAGAGAGAGAGAGAAGAGCUGCAAUGGAUGAGAAGUUCAAAAUUCGCCAUCAUACCGUUGAAAAUAAAAUCGUGCUGAGCCAUGACUUAAUUCAAGCAGCUGAAUGUCUAAUACUGUGCUGUAAUUCUACCUUUCAUUUUUGGGGUGACUAAUUGCAAAGCUUUCUCUCUCUAGCACUUUGGAUUCUUGCUUUUCUCUCUCUAGUAAGUCUUUAGAAUUGGUUGCAAACUUGCAAUUGGGGAACAUCUAGCCCCUCGUGUAUUUGGAUUUCAGAAUUUGAUGAUGAAUUGGAUCGAUAGAGCAGAAUUUUGGCUUGGGUUUUGGAAAAUUGUUGUAGAAUUGUAGAAAAAUAUGAGAAGUGGGGGAGAUCUGGCCUUCUCUGCACUCGGUUUAGUUGAUGAGAUCCAAGAUUUGUUUGUAGUUGGGUUUUCAGAAUCUGUUUUAAGAGCUUACCCUGGCAUAACUUACUGGGUUGACCAUGGGAUUAGUUAUUGUGAUUUGAAGAGCAGUUAUGGAGUCUAUCUCUAUGGUAUGAUUUUUAGUUAAUCCAUUUUUUGCCGACUUAAAACGGAGAUUGAGGAGCUUCUUGUUUUUGAUUGUUGAGAGUGAGGAGCAUUUGAGGCAAGGAUUUCGGACUCUCUGUCUAUGUUUUGAUGAUAUACAUCUUUAAAAAUUUGAAGAAUUUGUUGAGAGAGUGUUCCGGAGUCGGAAAAUUAAGGACUCCUUCCCCACUCAUACUCUUAAUGGUUUGGAUCAAUUUGUUAGUAGGAACCCUUCUUUUCUUCUGGUUUUUGAGUUAGCUGUAGAAAGAGAAUUACGAGUUUUUGUUUCAGAGUUUUGAGAUUAGUAUAUUUAGUUAUACAACUUAUUGAUGUUGUUCUUGUAGUGGAAUUAUUUUUGAUACUUUCUCUGGUUUUACCUUUAACCCUCUCGGUUCAUAUAGUUUCUUUUCUUUCGUUGUAAUAUUCACAGGGAAUUUAGUAUUUUAUUGACACAUCGUUCUUUUAACAUUCUGUACUCUAUAUCCUUUUUUCAUGUCUCUUCUCUAUGAUUUCUCAUAACAUAAAAAUUGCAGAAGUAUCCAGUGAUUGGGAACUUAAUUUUAGUUUCACUUGGCUUAAGAAUUCUUUGUGAUUAACUCCACCUUUCUGCUGGUUCCUUAUACUUGUUGCAAUUUCACUGAGAAAUGGGGAUAUUCUGAUUAGACUUUUCCAAACCAUUCCAAUUUUUGGGGUCUGUUAUGGCUUUUGUGGAACACAGUAAAUGGAUCAUCUUUCUUUUUCUCGCCAUGGCUGCGAUCUCUUUUCAAGUUUCAAAUGGUGACCCAAGAACAGGCAUUGCAGCAAUUAUUUGUGGCACUGAAAUGGCAGAGAAUGGUGCAAUUCUAGCUAAAACGUUUGUGCCUGGAAUGGAGAAUUUGAGUACCAUGAUUAACCAAGAUGGUUUUGGAACUGCAGUUGUGGGGUCGGGUCCAAAUGCCUUUUAUGGAUUGGCUCAGUGUAUGAAAGACCUUAACUCCAUCGAUUGUAGGCUAUGCUAUUCUGAAAUGAGAUCUCUGCUUCCAACCUGUUACCCCAAAACCGGGGGUAGGAUCUUCUUAGAUGGGUGUUUUGCUAGAUAUGAGAACUACUCGUUCUUUGAUCAAGCCAUGGAUAAAUCAGAUACUAAGGUUUGUUAUACUGGUAGAAAUAGCACAAGGCCUGAAGCUUUUCAAAAUCUUGUUCGAGAGGUAGUUGGAAAUGUGAGCUCAGAGGCUCAGAAAAGAAAUGGGUCCAGCGUGAAUUCGAUUUCUGAUUCAAAUUUGGUGGUCUAUGCUUUGGCUCAGUGUUGGGAAAGCAUUAACACGAGCCUUUGUAAAAGCUGCCUCGAAGAUGCAGCCAUGGCUGUGGUCUCUUGCACCCCUGGGACUGAGGGACGUGCCCUUAAUGCAGGGUGCUAUCUGCGCUACUCUACGAGUCUCUUUUGGAAUGUGUAUGCCACAGAUGUUCAGUCAUCGGGGAAAAGCAAGACCUUCUGGAUCAUUUUGGCAGCUGUUCUCGCUGGUAUUUUGCUGAUAUCAGGAAUUCUGAUUUGGAAGACUACAAAUGUUUGUAGCAGAUCGAAAUCGAGAACUCUAAGAGGAUUAUCUUCUUUUUCCGAUUCCAGGCUCACUUUUAAGUACCGAGAACUUAAACAUGCCACUGGAAAUUUUGAUAAUGCAAAUAAGCUUGGACAAGGAGGUUAUGGUACUGUUUACAAGGGUGUACUUUCUGAUGGGAGAGAAGUUGCUGUGAAGAGGCUGUUUCUCAAUACGAGACAGUGGAUUAAUCAAUUUUUCAAUGAGGUGGAUCUGACAAACAGGGUUCGGCAUAAAAAUUUAGUGAAGUUGUUGGGUUGCAGCAUAGAUGGUCCUGAGAGCCUUCUUGUUUAUGAAUUCUAUGUCAACAAGAGUCUGGAUAAUUUCAUAUUUGAUUCUAAUCAAGCUAAGCUGCUGGAUUGGCAUAAAAGAUUUGAUAUUAUAUUAGGUGUUGCUGAAGGCCUGUCCUAUCUUCAUGAGGAGUCGGAAAUCCGGAUCAUCCACAGGGAUAUCAAGGCUAGUAAUAUCCUCUUGGAUGAUAAAUUAAAGGCCAAAAUAACAGAUUUUGGGCUUGCAAGAUCUUUUGCAGAGGAUCAAACCCAUCUUAGCACUGGAAUCGCAGGGACAUUGGGUUAUCUGGCUCCUGAAUAUAUAGUCCAUGGACAGCUUACUGAGAAAGCAGAUGUAUACAGCUUUGGAGUUCUUAUUCUUGAAAUUAUAACCGGUGAGCGGUGCAAUGUUGGAAUUGGAGCACAACCUGGCAAAUUUUUCCUCGCUAAGAUAUGGAAUCACUAUAAAGCCAACAAAGUUGAGGGAAUAAUAGAUGACAACAUAUACAAUGAGUGCUUCCGGGAUGAGAUCUUGCAUGUGGUGCAAGUGAGUCUUUUGUGCACACAGGCCACCCCAAGCUUGCGACCGCCUAUGCCAAGGAUUGUAGAGUUACUGAGAAGUACUGAUGCGCAUGAGCUUGUUCCUACCGAUCCCCCCUAUUUAGAUGUUCUAAACGAACAUUUGAGAGGAGAAACUGAAGUCUCGGAUCGUUUAUCUGUCCCUUGUGCUAUGAAUUUUUCAGUGUCAUCUGCUUCCUCAAGUGGGAUAAAAGGCAGAUGAAGGAUGAGAAAUAACCACCUUGUUUUUCUCAUUUGGGAAUUAUUGAGCCACAAAUCAUGAUUUUCAGGUCCUUUAUCUUGUUGGUGAGAGGGUCUUUUGUAUCUGAGGUUCCACAAUGAGGUCCUGAAAGCCCGAUCAGGAUGGCCGUCCCCUCCUUUAUUGUUUUCAGCAUGUCACUCCAUUCAGGAAAUGUGCACAUGAGAUGUUGCUCUAGUGAAUGUCCUUAUGUAACCGGUCACAGUUUUAUCAAAUUUUCAGGUUUUUAUACCUAAUUUAGGGUUAA